Messenger RNA from Rhipicephalus microplus (southern cattle tick), 8818 nucleotides. Its product is annotated as tyrosine-protein phosphatase 69D. Gene Ontology annotation, molecular function: protein tyrosine phosphatase activity; protein binding. The record is from RefSeq and is a predicted model, not a curated record. Gene Ontology annotation, biological process: protein dephosphorylation. NCBI's taxonomy places the organism in Eukaryota, Metazoa, Arthropoda, Arachnida, Ixodida, Ixodidae.
AUGGGUUGCCUGUCCAUACUCGAGCACGUCGCGGAGCCGCCGCUGGUGUCGAACUGCUCGGCGGCCGUGCUCCGCUGUCGCCUCGACACCGCGGGUCCCAACAUCGAAGUCUGGUGGACGUUCCACGGCGAGAACGCCUCCAAGCUUCCGAACGUUGUGCUCGAGCCGCCGCCAACUCGCGAGGCCAGGGCGGUCUCCUCCGUCGCGCCGCCGGCCACAACACCGCCGGCGACCGCAGCGACACCGGGCGCGACAACCACACCGUCCAACGCGUCGGCCCACAACUCGACGACCUUGGCGCACAACUCCACGUCGUCUUCUAACGAGACCUGGACCGAGCCGCCGACCUCGCUGACGACGCCCGGUGGCGACGUCUUCUCGGGUGAAGACGCCGAGAACGUCACGACUGCGUCGCCGCAGGCCACGACAACUUUGCCGAGUGGCGAGGCGACGUCUUCCGAGGUCGAUUCUUCCGGCGAGGAUGAGGAGAAGUCUGCCGUGUGGACGCUGCGGCUGAACUGUCCGACUCUCGAACACGCUGGUAGUUACGCCUGCUACGCGUUAUCGCGGAACGCCAGCGAGUUCAUCUACAAAAAGGAAGCGUCCCUCGACGUCUACGUGCCGGUGAGCGUGGAAGUUGAGCAGAGCGUGGUCGAGGCGACGGUCAACUCGUCGGUUACGCUGUCAUGUCUUGCCACGGGUCACCCCAAGGUCACCACGCUUCUCUGGUCGCGUGCCUCGGACGACGACGAACAGGACGACCCGGCGGCGGCCACCGGCAACUCCACCAGCUCAGAGGACGCUACCUUUGGCAGCCGCUUGAUCGACAGCACAAACGUCACACAGGUGUCCGAGGUCCAAUACCGGGCGCAGCUGACGCUUGAGUCCCUCCAGAGGCGGGACAAUGGCACAUACGUCUGCUACGCGGGCAACGAGUACAACAUGACCAUGGCGGUGCAGGAUGUACUCGUACUUGAGCCCCCAGAGGUGAACCUGUCAUCACUGAAGGCCGAGGACGCACGCACAGCAAAGCUCAGCUGGCAUGUGCGCCACUCGGGCAACCAGCCCGUAUCGCGCUACCACCUCCAGGUGCGCAACUACUCCACCGAAGCCGACUGGCUGGACGUGCACAAUGCAGUGCCACCGAACAUGACCUCUUAUCUUGUCCACUACCUGGCACCCGGUGCCACCUACGGUUUCCGCCUUGCUGCUGUCAACUCGGUCGGUAACGGACCCUGGGAGCAACGAAACAUCACUAUGCCACCGGAUGUUCCACCAAAAAUCAACCAGGUGCAUCUGUUGGCGACAACUAAUGAGACCCUGGUGUUUGCAUGGCGAAGGCCUAGUCAUGAUAAUGGCGCAAACAUCAGCCAGUACCAGUUGGAGCUCUUUCGUCCAGGCCAAGUCCACCGCAACCAGACAACACUCUCAGCCGAGCCACAGAACAGGCUGAAGCACAUGUAUGUCUAUGUAAGCCUCACACCAGGAGAACAGUACAUCUUUCAGAUGCGUGCUUGCAACAUCAUUGGCUGUGGAAAUUGGUCCGAGCAACUGGACGUGAGCACAGCUGACGGAAUGGCUGGAGCACCACAGAAUGUGACAAUGUUUUGUGUUGCAAAUACGGAAAUGAACAUGACUUACGGCAUCAUCACAUGGCACCCACCCGAGGAUGCGCGUGGAACAAUUGUUGGUUACAAGGUCCUGUUAGAAGGGCAUGCGUUUUUUCGACGCGAGACGGGUGUCUUUGACACAGAGCGUCUGAAGGAGCCGCAUGAAGUAAACUCCACCACUCUUAAGUAUACCAUCACCAUCAAGCCCAACACCAACUACACCGUGCGCAUUUGCACCGUGAACAAGGCUGGCUGCGGAAAUCUGAGUGGUGUGACAGCUCGAUCGACCUGCACUUCACCUCCGAUAGGGCCAGCACAACUGCCCAAGUUCAACCUUCAGCGAAUGGAGCGUGAAAAGCGUCACAGGCAGCUAAAGCUCCACUUGAAACGAGUGUCCGAGAGGAAUGGAAACAUCCUGUGCUACAGGGUGAUCGUGGUGAAGCUUGCCCGUGGGGAGACAUUAGAGUCAUUGCCCAAGGACCAAAAGCAACUAAACAUCACGUCCUAUCAUGAAGUGCAUCGUGUAAGCAGCAAUGGAGCCUACAUUGCAGAGGCUAUCAGCAGUGAAGACUUUGUGGAAGAGGUGAUCCUUGGGGACGAAAGGAAUCAUGUGUGCUCUGCUGAUUCGAUGCGGAGCACAACAGAGGACUCGCGCAUGAACAGAAGAGCUGCCGAUGCACUCAACAUCACCGAGCCGUCCACACCUGCCGUCGAUGUUGAAUAUGUGCGCGAUGGCGCACUUGCGGCCAACACAAACUACACCGGCUUUGUCCAAGUACAUGUUCGAGGUUCUAAUGGGGCGUUGCUCUCUCAGCAGAGCCCUUACUUUGCUCCAGUAGACACAGGCACUGAUCGCAACACUAUCACUGCUGAAAGCCCUGCUGCAAUUGUGUUUGGAGUAAUAUGUGGCCUUGUCCUUGUGGCUUUGAUGAUGGUCAUCAUUGUGUGCAUCAUGAAGAAGAAAAAUGGCCAGCUGUAUGAGGACCAAGGUGAGCGGCUGGGUCUGACCGCAUUUCUUCGGAGAACCAUUCAGAAGAAUGGCCAUGUUCCCCGGGCGAAAAGAGGCAGUUUUGUGAACUCUCCAAACUCUAUCCCCAUCUCGGCGGACAACUUGCCAACUGCCUUCAUGAAGCGUCACUGUGACAGUGAUUUGUUCUUUCAAAGUGAAUUCGAGAUGUUGCCCGAGAAGUUCAAGGACAGGACAACAUAUGCCUCUGAUGCUCCAGAAAACAUGCACAAGAAUCGUUACCCAGACAUCAAGGCUUUUGACCAAACAAGGGUCAAACUCUCCACCAUUGAUGGCAUUCCUGGCUCCGACUACAUCAAUGCAAAUUUCGUUGAGGGUUUCGGUGGAAAGAAGACAUUUAUCUGUGCACAAGGUCCUCUGGAUCGGACUGUGACAGACUUCUGGAGGAUGAUAUGGGAGCAUAGAGUCUCAGUCAUAGUGAUGCUAACUGGAAUUGAAGAAAAUGGCAAGAUAAAAUGUUCCCAGUACUGGUCUGAUGAUGGUGUCAAAGAAAUUGAAAAGCAGUAUACUGUUAGGGUUGUGACUGCAAAGAGGUAUUCGGAUUACAUUGUACGGAGGUUCUUUGUUGAACACACUCAGGAUGGUAUUACUGAGGAGCGAGAGGUCUUGCAAUUUCACUUCACCAUGUGGAAAGACUUUCUGGCGCCUGACCAACCUUCAUGGCUUCUACGAUUCAUCAAGCGUGUCAAUGAGCAUUACGUCUCUGACAGAGGGCCACUGCUGGUUCAUUGCAGCGCUGGUGUGGGCAGAACAGGGACGUUUGUGGCUAUUGACUCGCUGCUGGAGGAGCUAGAAAAGACUGAAGAAGUAGACAUCUUCAGCUGUGUGGCCAGUCUUCGCAAGCAGCGCAACUUCCUCGUUCAGUCACUGAAGCAAUAUAUUUUUAUUUACCGGGCACUUCUGGAGCAUGCACAGUUUGGCGACACAGAAAUUGAAAUCCAGCAUCUCAGGGACCACUACCUUCAGUUGAAAGAGAAACUAGGAAACUCUGAAAAGUCUGGGAUGGUACUGGAGUUCGAGAAACUCGGCGAUGUCAUUGAGGACCCCAAGACGUGUUGCGUGGGAAUGAUGGACAUGAAUGUAGCAAAAAACAGAUAUGACUUCAUUGUACCUUACGACUGCAACAGAGUUAUUUUGCCCGUGUCACCUUCACGAGACCAUUCAUCUUACAUCAAUGCCUCAUUUGUCCAGGGUUAUGACCGGUCACUGUCUUUCAUCAUCACUCAAGACCCGCUAGACUGUUCUGUUGUGGAGUUUUGGCGCAUGAUCAAGGAGCAGUGCAUUUCUACUAUUGUUAUGCUCUCUGAACUUGGUGAGGGCCAGACCAAAUGCCAGCAGUACUGGCCCUCUGAUGGAGAGCUUAUGUGCGACUACGUCAAGGUCAAGUUUGUGUCUCAAGACAAUGGCAACUACUUCAUCAAACGCGAGUUUGACGUCAUCAAUGUAAAGUCUGGGGACAUCCAUCGUACAACACAAUUCCAGUACCUGGGCUGGGUUGGGCAGCCAGUCAUAGACGCUGACAGCACAGCGAGCAUCAUUGCCCUAAUCGAGUGUGCCCAGCAGUGCCAAGCGCUACGUCCAAGUGGUGGCCCUGUCACGGUACACUGCAGUGGUGGUGGCGACAGGAGCAGUGUGUUUGUGACGCUGAGUGUGUUGAUACAACAGCUCAAAGCCGAGGAGAGGGUGGAUGUUUUUCAAGCAGCACGCUACACUCGUUCCCAGAGGCACUGUAUGCUACAGACACCUAACCAAUACGAGUUUCUCUACCGUGGCCUGCUGACAUACAUCGAGUCGCACAAUCUUUGCAACAUGGGCGACACUCAGCUAUGAGGGCUACACAUGCUAGGAUGUUCCAAGGUCCACCUUCACCAUGAGGCACGCACCAGCAACUGUGACUGCGAGCCACAUGUGCACGCGCCUCGCCCAAAGGGCAUGCCCCUACCGCGGCACUGAGGCCAACUUCCGACCAGCUGGACUGGUGCUGGAAGAAAGGUGGCUUUUUUUUUUUUUUCAGUUGUUGUAGGCUGCCGACAAGCAAGACACGCACGUCAGGACAGGAACUCGGAAGUGCGCGUUUUAUUAGUUUUUUUUAUGACAGUGUCGACAAAGGGAAAGUGGACAAACAACUCGCUUACGAAGAAGCCAAUAACAUAGUGCAAGUGUUGAAAUGCAGUACACGAGUCUCUCCUGCCUUGGUAAGGCAUUGGAGACAAAAGAAUAUGCUUGCUGCGAGACCUUGCAGCCCCUUUUUUUCUUCAGUUGCACAAGCUGAAGACAUCUUGAGGCUUCUGCAAGAACACUUCUUUAAAAAAAAUGGCAAGCAGAAGAUGCCAUCACUUCUGAACUACACUUCUGUUGUGCUCUGCCAGUCGUCCAUGUUCCGAUUUGUUUCGUCACAGGUGGAGUGCUUUAUGAGUGGGUAUUGUGAUAGUCAACUGUUUGCAUUAGUCUUGCAGUGAGUCACUGAAGCCAUCUGUAACUUUGGUGCCCAUAGGAACAGUGUUUUUUUAGGAAAAUGCUUACAAGCUCUUCGAAGUGUGCAUCCUAAAGACUGUGGUCACACAGGAGCACCCACACUGGCAGCACUUGGGAGCAGUGCUGUUUCGGCCUUGUGUAUUCUCAUGGCGUCCAAAUGGCUUGAGAGCACCUUCCAUCCUGAAUGCUUCAAACAAAAUGACAAUGCAGUGUUUAGGUGGACUAUGACCGACUUCCCCAUGAGCUGUCUGUGCCCUGAAAACUCUGCUCAUAGGCCCACGACAAAAUAUUUGCAGCCUAGGUUGCACCUUUGGCUGUAGAGCUUGGGCUAGGUUUCUAGCUGACCUAGUUCAGGUUGUGUUGGCUCUGCCUGGGUCAAGCCUUAGGUGAUGUUACUGUCAAGGUCACGGUUUGUUUUUGUGGACACUCGCAUAAUAUUAUACAAGACAACAAAAGGCAGGAACACGGAACAGUUUUUGCUACAUUUUUGUUACGCCUGUCCGAGUUAAUUUUUUAUUCUAAUCCAGAACCCACGUAAAUGUAUUUUAUAAAAAUGCAAGUUCACGUGAAUGUGUUUCAGCAUGGACAAUUGUAAUAACUAUGUGUUAAGUGAGCUCAUAAUUACUUUGAUGUUUCGGCCUCUCAGUGUGAGCAUUUUUUUUUCAUUGUCUCAAUGGCAAUUGAAGCUUUGUAAUUUUACUUGUGUUGUGAAAGCAUUUAAUUUUACAUUUUCUAAUUUUUUAUAUACUGCAAACCAGGAAUCAUGGUUUGCCUGUGGAACAGGGAAACGUUGAUUUCACAUGUGCUCUUUUUUUUUUGUCGUUUUGUAGAUUACCAUAUGCCAUCACACAGCUUUUAUCUUUCUUUAGAGCUUAAUGCUGGUUGCAAGACAUCACUAAAUACGGCUUCACAAAGUUAUAUUAGCAAUCAGUCACAUACUAUUAAGUGGAAGAUCUGGUGUUCCUUUUCGAGGUGGACAGAUUGGUGCUAGUACUGUACUAGUAUCACAAUAACUUCUAUUUAUUUCUGCAUAUUAGAUAGAUGCCAUUCUGAAUUUAUAUGAUGAAGGUGAAAUUCAAUUUUUCAUUUCAAUUUGUCUUCUUGCUGUGGUAAGUUUGACUUUUUUUUUUGGUAAGGAAUAUCGUUAUGGUCACUGAUACAACAUUUGCCCGUUGCAUUGCGUAAAAUCUAGUGUUAUCCAGCGCCUGCAAGUCCAAGAAGUGUAUACUUUGCAAAAACAGGCAUUUUAGUGUAUGCGUAUUUCACAAAUGAGAACACACUUGUUUUUAUGAGCAAACAUGACUUACUCACGCCGUGAGCCAGCGUGGGCAAGCUCUUCAAUAUCCUAGGCAAAGUUGUACUAGUCACAUGCUUUUUCGAGAUCAACUUUCAGUCCUGGCUUUUUGUUAAGGGAUUGUCUCUCAAUCUUUGCAUUGUUAUACAGGUUCAUGAAGUUUGUACAUUUUGCUGGGAGACAAGCAAUGCCAUAUUUCUUCAAUCGUUGCACUGAUUUCAUGUACACGGUAUGCAUUUGUGUUUUGGUUUAAUGUUUGCAAUGUGUUCUCUUAACAACUUAAGAUCCUGCUGGUGGGCUAGUUGGUUUCUCAUGAUAGCACACAACAGAAUGACUAAUGGAAAUGAACAUACUGAUGGACAAACAUAAGCGCUGAACUUCAGUUGUAGUUUAUCGCUGGUGGACGAGCUCAAAUAUGUGCUUCUGUGAAUUCAUUGUGUCGCUUAAAGAAACACCAAGAAGAAUCGGGUGCACAGAUUAUAAAAUCUAGCCAUUUCGCGGUACUCUUCUCGCACACGAAUAAUACGAAAGAUAGGCAAGCCAGCUAACAGUGCCAUGUUUUGCUGCACCGACAUCUUAUUCAUCACGUUAGAAAAUCGAGGGGCAACUGACUACUUAGCUCCCAUAACGUUUUCGCUCAACCUACAAAAACUUGGCUGCAAUGUUGAUGUGAUUUUGUGCUCUCUGCACAGUAUGGCUUUCAGCACUUUGAAAAAGAACAUUUUCUCUGAAAAUCAAUGGAAGUGUAUUUAAUUCAUCAAAAGAGAACUUAUGGCACCUGCAUGAGUGUGUUUUACUCUGGGAAAAUAUGUUCCAUUGAACAGGAGUUCCGUUUACUCAGAGGUGAACAUGAGUGCAGAAUACAAGCCCGAAACCAAGCAUUGUAGAGAAAAUAGUUCCGUUUAAGCAGUAGUUCUGUUUAGCAGAUUUCCGUUUACUGAGAGUCUACUGUAUAAAAUGCCCAAAGACCACGACUAUCGCUGCUCUUGGUAAAAUAAUGGCCACACUGUCUUCUGUUUCAUGGAUUGUCGCCUAAGUAUUAAAUGAGGUGUCAUGCAAACGAAAAAGCAUAUCAGUGCCAUGUUUUGCUGCACCGAAGCAGUGUAGAUUUUAAAAUGAGAGAAAAGUUUCUCACCAGUUGCCCCUUGGUUGCCCAAUCUGACUCGAGAAAAGACUUUUCUGCAACAUGUGUCAUUGUUAAAUUACUCUCAUAGCUUCCAUUUCUGCUGGUGCAGCAUGAUUGCUAUUGCAUGACUUUAUUCUAUAAAUCUGUGCUUGUGAUCUUCUCAUUAGGUUUCUCUUUAGGCGAUUCAAUGCAUGCACUGAAGCGAAUUUCAGCUUGUUUACUAGCAACAAACAAUGCUUCAAGUUCAGUGCUUUUGUUUGUAGAUUCUUAGUUUCUGUAUCUGUUUCUUCACAACAUUGUGGUAGCUUCAUGACCACUUAAGUAAGUUGUGGUUAGUUCACAAAAAUAAUAAUGUUGAGCUAGUCUUACCUGUGAAACAGCAUUGCCUGGUUCUUUUCACAAUUUUACUUCAAGACCCUCCAGUUAAGGUGGUUACUUUAAGCUCUUUUGAGGAACGCAUUGAGUCAAGGCUUAAUUUAUCUCGGGGCAUUUAAUGCCUGCAAAAUAUUGACAACUAUCUUAUACAUUGUGCCCUUUUAAAUUAAGUCUUCUGUUCAUAACUAAAAAGAAAGUAAAAUGCCUGGAGAAUUGUAUGCACUUGGCUGCUUCAUAUACAGUAUACACAUCUGUAUGUAUACACCAUUUGACACUGACAAGAUUGAGGCUACAAUGCUUUCGAGAAGUUGUGAGGCUUCAAGAAUUGUAGCAAAUUAAGCAAGAGCACUGUAUUUUCGUUUUGUUUUUUAGAGUUCUUAGCAUUCCUCUUGGCAUACGACUGAAUUAAAUUAGCAUUGUUAUGACCUCUCACUGCACUAAUGAUGGACGUUCCAAAGAAAGGCCAAUCAUCUUGACUAUAGACAUUGCUCAUUUCUUUUUCAGCAAUGCCAGUACUUCAAACACAAUCAGAACUACGCUUUGUAUAUUUAUAACAGUACUAUGUCGCAAUCUAUAUUGACGGCUGUUGUGAUCUUGGAACUCCUAGAACAAGGUCGUGUUCUUGUUUUUUCAAACCUUACGAAUAAUAGACAGAGAAAAAAAGCACUAGUUUAACAUACACCAGGGCUCAAAAUUAUUCAGAAUAUUUUGUGAAAUAGUGCUUGCUUUGAAUAAAUUAUUAUGCUUGCUUUAUUUUUAAUUUAGUAGGAUUGACCAGCAAGUGUCAAAAGCAAUGUUGAACAAAACUUGCCCGCUCUUGAUACUGAACACUUGUCCUUGACAAUGGCUGUAUAAAACGAAAUUGCAAAAUAGAAUGAAUGGGUUGUCUAAUAAAAAUGAGCAAAGUAUAA